This is a messenger RNA of Rotaria socialis, 1908 nucleotides long. The record is from the annotation of a GenBank genome assembly. Lineage: Eukaryota; Metazoa; Rotifera; Eurotatoria; Philodinida; Philodinidae.
AUGGCAACUUCGAUGAGUGAUCUAAAUGCUCGAAUGAAUCUACGUAAACAACGACUAGAAGAAGAGCAACAAGAGAUGGAACGAAAACGUAAUUUAUAUGCUAAAAAUCCUGAGGGAAUCAGUGAAACUUCGGAAUUAGAAUCGAGCCGACAAGCACCAAAACCCAAACAACGUCAUCGUCGUUCAUCAAAUAAGAGUCCAUUUGAUGACGAUAGUUCAGUGCAAUUUGGUUAUCACGAUAAAAAAUCAGCUUCAACAACAACAACUUCAUCAAGUACGCCCCGUCAACCAAAUAAAUUUGUUAAAAAAUCAUCAACAAUACCUGUUACAACAGAAAAAAUUAGCGUAACACAUUCACCACGAGAUGUUUCAUCUCCUCGAAUGUCAAGAACAAGAACUUCCGAGAAAAACCCUCAACCAUCAUUAUCGACAGGUCUUCUAACUCAAUCAUCACUUUUAGCUCGUGCUGCACAUCGACAACAAUUGCACGCAAAAGGGAUUGAAUUAGAGCCUGGCACAUUUGAUAAACCCAACGAUGAUGAUGAAUCAAGUUCAGAAGCCACAUCGACAAGUGGUGCAAAGAUUUUACAUCGCUCUGGAAAGAAGAAUUUUCUCAAGAAAUCUGCAACUAAUACACCUGUUGCUAAUCAAGUACCAGAUUUACAACAUCUCGAUAGUGAAACAAAUGAUAGUGAACGAGAUGGUAAAAACAAUAAACACAGACCAUCUUCAGUGCUUGAUACAGAAGAUGAUUCUUCAUUGGAUUUUAUUGGCGAUGGUUCUUCAAGUGAAGGUCGAAAAACACCAACUUUAACACCAAGAAAAGGCAUUUUAAAAUCCCCCAAGGAUUUCAAUCCAAAAGAAAUCGAACACUCAGUACAAUUUUCUAAAGAUUUGGUUGUAGUUCAAACUGACGAUGAAGAACGUACACCGACUCCAAUAAAAAGUUCACGUUUGACAACUCCACGACGUGUUCAAAUUGCAGCAAAACCUUCGAAAAUCGAGGACGAUACAAUACAUUCUGAAACUGAAUCAAUAUCAACAGCAAUCGAUGUUGUUGAUGAUGAUGACUACGGUGAUAUUCCGUUCAGUGAACAUAUUAGUGAAUCGCCUGUUGAUAAUAUGUUUGCAAAUAUAAUCAUGAACGAUGAACAAUUAGUUAAACCAGUUGUUAAAAAGAAAUCUCCACGCGUACCAAAUAGAAAAUCUCCACGUGUACCAAAUAGAAAAUCUCCAUCGCCAAGAACUAAAUCUGAUCAUAAAAAUCGAACAAUAUCCGAGAUAACUGAAGAUGAUAAUACAAGAGUUGAAGAAAUUCCGGAAGAAUUAAGUGUAGUUCAUUACUCCGAAGAUUUUUCAGUAGCAACAACAGAAAGUUCAACGCCAAGAACUGUACAACCAGCAACUAUUCGUAUAGAAAAACCACCAUCAACUAUUCGAAAAGUUUCAACGGAUGAUCAACAAGUACAAGUUGAUUUAAUGUCAGCUCCGUUUCAAUCAUCGUUAAAUCAAGUUCAUUCAAUCUAUUUAAUUAAUCAGAGUGAUUUCAAUGAAAAUCGUCCAUCUUCACUUAUUCGGUCUGUUGUUGACCCAAAUGUUCUUCAAUCUCUACUCACAACAAAUCCUGUUCUGUUAGCUGUCGAUGAUUUAAUUCGAGAACAAAGUUCUCUAUUACGAUCAUUUAUUCACUUACAACGUACUUAUUAUGAAUCAACGGUACGAAGUAUCCAACCUGAGCACGUUUAUGUAACUAAAGAUAAUACACUUCAACUGUAUCAAUUCUUCUUUUUUUCUGUUGUUGCUUUUUAUGCUUGGAUGUUCACCUCGAAACAUUUAGCUAAGUCCGUUCGUAAAACUUGGAAAAAUCAACCUGCUUCAUCACUUGGUAAAGCUGUUCUCAAAGACUGA